Messenger RNA from Candidozyma duobushaemuli, 378 nucleotides. RefSeq lists its product as uncharacterized. The record is from RefSeq and is a predicted model, not a curated record. NCBI's taxonomy places the organism in Eukaryota, Fungi, Ascomycota, Pichiomycetes, Serinales, Metschnikowiaceae. The coding region runs from base 1 to 378 and encodes 125 amino acids. The transcript has a single exon.
AUGGCCUCCUUUCAAGACUACGAGCUGUGUCUCCAGUUCCUCGAAACCGUUCCUGAAGACAUGCAAGUGCCACAGCGUUCAGCUGCCAGACCCAUAUUAGAGAAGGCUUCUUUGGCCUACCACGAUAGUGACGAUGAAGUGCUGCUGCAAGCGCUGAAUUUCAGAGUUCAUGAUUCCUCCGACCACGAGUACGGAUCUCCCAAGGACUCCAUCUUUUCCGCCUGCUCUUCGCCAGAAAUGCCUUCCUUGAGCUUGAAGGAUGAAGAUGAUCUUGAGAUCUUCUUGGAUGAGCUUGAUGAGGUUGAGAUCCAGGAGAUUACGAACGUGGUGACAUAUAGCCAUGGGCGCUCUCCCACCAUCAAGGAGUUUCUGUCAUAG